Molecule: messenger RNA, 925 nt
Organism: Macrosteles quadrilineatus (aster leafhopper)
Lineage: Eukaryota; Metazoa; Arthropoda; Insecta; Hemiptera; Cicadellidae
Gene: Ip259
Product: ribosome biogenesis protein NSA2 homolog
Exons: 2
Coding region: 91-870 (259 amino acids)
Biological process (GO): maturation of 5.8S rRNA; maturation of LSU-rRNA
Cellular component (GO): nucleolus; preribosome, large subunit precursor
Source: RefSeq, a predicted model, not a curated record
UAUGCCACACUUCCGUCUACGACUCUUUUUGCCGUCUCUGCGGUUAUGUCGUAGGUCUUUCUGUGAGCGCAUGGUGAAAUACUAGAAAUAAUGCCGCAGAACGAGUAUAUUGAGAAACACAUCAAGGAGUGGGGAAGGAGGCUCGAUUAUCAUGAACGUAAGAGGAAGAAGGAGGCCCGCGAGCCUCACAAGAGGGCCGAGCGGGCAAGAAAACUGCGUGGUCUCAAGGCUAAGAUGUUCAACAAGGAGAGGAGGAACGAGAAGAUUCAGAUGAAGAAGAAAAUCAAGGCACACGAAGAAAAGACAGUGAAGAAGAAGCAUGAGGAAGCGAAAGAAGGAGCUCUUCCAGUGUAUCUGUUAGACAGAGAUGUUCAAUCCAGAGCCAAGGUGCUUUCAAAUAUGAUCAAACAGAAGAGGAAAGAGAAAGCCGGAAAGUGGGAUGUACCAAUACCGAAAGUGAGAGCACAGUCAGACGCUGAAGUUUUCAAAGUUCUUAAAACCGGUAAAACAAAACGCAAAGCUUGGAAAAGGAUGGUCACCAAAGUUUGUUAUGUAGGUGAAGGAUUCACAAGAAAACCGCCAAAGUUUGAACGCUUUAUCAGGCCGAUGGCUCUCCGUUUCAACAAAGCUCACGUAACUCAUCCAGAACUCAAGGCUACGUUUUAUCUACCCAUCAUUGGUGUCAAGAAAAAUCCGAGUUCCCCCAUGUACACAUCACUGGGUGUCAUCACAAAGGGAACUGUAAUUGAAGUGAACAUCAGCGAACUUGGUCUUGUGACCCAGGGCGGGAAGGUUGUUUGGGGAAAAUACGCCCAAGUUACUAACAACCCUGAGAAUGAUGGAUGUAUUAAUGCUGUUCUACUUGUCUAAAUGCUUUGCAAGUCAAUUUUCUUCUGUUAAAUAAAUGAGCCACUGUUUUAUAUAA